AUGGCUUCCGAAAUUAACCCCAAAUCAGAGGCCUUUGAUGCCCAUGAUGCACCACGAUAUGACGAGAAGCAGGGCACAACAGAGCCUAUUCAAACGCCAAAGCAAUCAUGGGCCUUACGCAAUGGUCUCACUCUCGAAUCCUUCAAGGCUCACGAUGAUUACGGCAAAGGUACCGUCGAGCUUUCGCGGGACAUGAAGCCUCGUCAUCUUAACAUGAUUGCUAUUGGUGGCAGUAUUGGUGCAGGCUUCUUUGUUGGUAGUGGCGGUGCGCUUCAGACUGGAGGCCCUGGCUCGUUGACCAUUGGCUUUCUGAUCAUGGGUGUCAUGAUCUUCAAUGUCGUUUACGCGCUUGGAGAACUCGCUGUCAUGUACCCCGUCUCUGGUGGUUUCUAUACCUAUGCUAACCGAUUCGUGGACCCUUCCUGGGGUUUUGCCAUGGGUUGGAAUUAUGUCAUGCAAUGGGCUUUCGUUCUUCCUCUUGAACUAACAGUUUGUGGUACCGUCAUCCAGUACUGGGCGCCAGACACCAGCGUCGCCAUCUGGGUUAGCGUUUUCCUUGCUGUCAUCAUUAUUGUCAACAUAUUCGGAACUCUUGGAUAUGCCGAGGAGGAAUUCUGGGCUGCUCUCCUUAAACUGUCCGCGACAGUUAUCUUCAUGAUCGUCGCCGUUGUUCUCGUUUGUGGUGGAGGCCCAUCAAACGGUAUUUACGAUGAAUAUUGGGGUGCACGUCUUUGGCAUAAUCCCGGUGCUUUCCAGCAUGGUUUCAGAGGAUUCUGCGGUGUCUUCGUUACUGCAGCUUUUUCCUUCAGUGGAACAGAACUCGUCGGUCUCGCUGCUGCUGAAGCCAAGAACCCAGCCAAGGCCCUUCCAGGCGCUAUCAAGCAAGUCUUUUGGCGAAUCACACUCUUCUACGUCGUUGGUCUUCUCCUCGUCGGCUUCCUUGUGUCUUCAACCGAUAAGAGACUUCUCAACGCUGGAAACAACAAUCCUAGUGCCUCUCCUUUCGUUAUUGCUGCGUCUAACGCUGGACUAAAGGGAUACGAUUCCUUCAUGAACGUUAUUAUCCUUGUCUCUGUCCUCUCUAUCGGUGUUUCCUGUGUCUACGGCGGUAGCCGAACCUUGGUAGCCUUGUCGCAACAGGGUUACGCCCCUAAAUUCUUCUCUUUCAUCGACAAAUCCGGACGACCUCUUCCCGCCGUUAUCUCCAUUAUCGCAAUUGGUGCCCUUGGUUACAUCAGUGUCAACGGAGAAGGCACUACUGUUUUCAUCUGGUUACAGGCGCUUUCAGGUUUGGCUGCUUUGUUUACCUGGGGUUCUAUCUGCCUAUGUCAUAUUCGCUUCCGAUCCGCUUGGAAAUAUCAUGGCCACACUCUUGAUGAGAUCCCCUUUAAGCAUGUCUUUGGCGUCUGGGGAUCGUGGAUUGGUCUCUUCAUCAUUGUCAUUGUUCUUAUCGCGCAAUUCUAUACCGCCAUGACUAACAUUGAUGGAUCUCUUGGUACGGCAGAGGGCUUCUUCCAGUCCUACCUGGCUAUGCCUGUGGUCAUUCUAUUCUAUAUAAUCGGAUACAUCUGGAAGCGGGAGGGGUGGAGGAAGAUCAGCGAGAUUGACCUCGACACUGGUCGACGAGAGCAUGAUUGGGACACUAUCAAUGCUUACCGUGAGAAGCUUGCUAAUGGUCCCGCAUGGAAGCGUGUGUGGCAUCAUUUGUUCUAA
Fusarium poae is the source of this 1713-nucleotide messenger RNA. RefSeq names its product Amino-acid permease inda1. Gene Ontology annotation, molecular function: amino acid transmembrane transporter activity. Bases 1 to 1713 code for a protein of 570 amino acids. The record is from RefSeq and is a predicted model, not a curated record. Gene Ontology annotation, biological process: amino acid transmembrane transport. NCBI's taxonomy places the organism in Eukaryota, Fungi, Ascomycota, Sordariomycetes, Hypocreales, Nectriaceae. Gene Ontology annotation, cellular component: membrane. The transcript has 5 exons.